GCGUGGAGAAGUGCCACCUCAUGAUCGUGAGUCAGACAGGUGAGCGUCAGGGAGACGCACGCGAUCAUGGGGCGCUACAGCGGGAAGACGUGCCGCCUGAUCCUGAUGCUGGUCAUCACCGUCAUCUUCUUCGUGGCGGAGAUCGUGGCGGGGUACAUGGGCAACUCCAUCGCGCUGGUCUCGGACUCCUUCAACAUGCUGUCGGACAUCCUGUCGCUGUGCGUCGGGCUGACGGCGGCGCGCGUGUCGCGGCGCGCGGGCUCGGGGCGCUUCACGUACGGAAUGGGUCGCGCGGAGGUGGUGGGCGCGCUGGCCAACGCCGUGUUCCUCGCCGCGCUCUGCUUCUCCGUGUCCAUGGAGUCACUGAAGAGGCUCGCCCUGCCGCAGGCCAUCGAUGAGCCGCCGCUCGUGCUGAUCGUGGGCUCGCUGGGGCUCGCGGUGAACGUGCUCGGGCUCGUCAUCUUCCAGGACUGCAGCUGCUGCGUGCGCGCGACGCGACGGAACGACGCUCCUGUGUCGCGCGAGGCGGAGGAGGACGCAGACCUGCAGCAGAAGAAGACCAGGAGCGACGGACCUCCUCUGAACAUACGGGGUGUGUGUCACGUCUCUCUCUCUCUCUCCGCAGGUGUGUGUCAUGUCUCUCUCUCUCUCCGCAGGUGUGUGUCACGUCUCUCUCUCUCUCUCCACAGGUGUGUGUCACGUCUCUCUCUCUCUCUCCGCAGGUGUGUGUCAUGUCUCUCUCUCUCUCCGCAGGUGUGUGUCACGUCUCUCUCUCUCUCUCUCUCCGCAGGUGUGCUGCUGCACGUGUUGAAUGAUGCGCUGGGUUCAGUGGUGGUGGUGGUGGCCUCGGCUCUGUUCUGCGUGUGGCCCCUGGCCCCUGAGAGCCCGUGUAACUGGCAGUGUUACGUGGACCCCAGUCUGACGCUGGUCAUGGUGGUCAUCAUCAUGUCGUCCGCUGCUCCUCUGGUCAAAGAGACGACUGGGAUCCUGCUGCAGAUGAGUCCUCCUGACCUGCCGCUCACCGCCGUCUUGGACAGUGUGUGCAGUCUCCCCGGUGUGGUCAGCGUUCACCAGGCUCAUGUCUGGGAGAUAGCUAAAGGACGGAGCGUGGCCUCGCUGCACGUCAGAGUGUCGUCUGACCUGGAUCCAGCUCUUCAGACACAGAUCCAGCAGCUGUUCCACGGCGCAGGCGUCCACAGCGUCACGGUUCAGCUGGAGCGAGCCGACGGAGAGAUGUCCUGCUGUCAGAGACACGAGCCAGAUACAGAAGCAAACAUCAGCUGAACACAGCGAGAGCUUUCUCCAGCCGUGAUGAUGACAGAACAGACAUCUCCUCACACCCGUCCAGACUCCAGCUGAUGAUUCCUGUGUUAGUGUGAGACGUGUCUCUGCUGCUUUCAUUAAUCAGCAGAUUAUUUAUUGCUCCGAAUGAGAGACACGUCCAGCUCAUACUUCAGCCCAAACACAUGAUCGAGCCAGUGUCACGAGUGUGAAGAAGAGAAACACAAUGAUAGUAUUUGCUGUAGUGCCUCUACUGCUUAUGCUGAUAUAUGUAAUAAAUAAUCUUUAUUACAGUAA
Carassius gibelio (silver crucian carp) is the source of this 1578-nucleotide messenger RNA. RefSeq names its product zinc transporter 10-like. The record is from RefSeq and is a predicted model, not a curated record. The coding region runs from base 67 to 1284 and encodes 405 amino acids. Gene Ontology annotation, molecular function: zinc ion transmembrane transporter activity. Lineage: Eukaryota; Metazoa; Chordata; Actinopteri; Cypriniformes; Cyprinidae. Gene Ontology annotation, cellular component: membrane. Gene Ontology annotation, biological process: manganese ion transport; intracellular zinc ion homeostasis; zinc ion transmembrane transport. The transcript has 7 exons.